Molecule: messenger RNA, 2290 nt
Organism: Malaya genurostris
Lineage: Eukaryota; Metazoa; Arthropoda; Insecta; Diptera; Culicidae
Exons: 7
Coding region: 531-2120 (529 amino acids)
Molecular function (GO): protein binding
Source: RefSeq, a predicted model, not a curated record
AAGUUGCGCAGAGCUGAGCGUAGCUCCAGUGAUCUUAGGCUUGUUUUGGGUGAAGUUUGAGGCAAAACUGUCGAAAGUUUGCAUUUUUCCAUGCAUAGUGAAGCGCGGCUGGAAAAUAUCAUAAAAAUUUCAAUGAAAUCUUCAGAUUUCAUCAGUUUAGAUGUGUUUUAGUUGGCAUUCUUCUGGAUGAUACACUCGAGGAUCAUUAUUUUUGUUGGCUUAUCUCAACCUGGUGUAAGUGAAGCGAAAGAGUGAAAUAACUUGCACCAACAUAAACUCAAGGAGGUGAUCUGGACUGUUUGUGGUGGUGGCACAUAAGCACGUGUUGUUUUUGUUUUGUUGUAACCAGUUCUCGAUGCGCAUUGCGUAAGUUGAAUAAAUGUUCGAAACAUAGAAACGUGAUUCGUCGGUUGUGAACGCGUUACACCAUCAAUUGAGUGUUUGUUUACAAAUAGGAAAAUUUGUAUAAUAAUAAGCGUAAUUUAGGUGGAUUUUCAAUUUCAUUGACCUGAAACAAUAAGACGGUUUGAAUGAAAUACGAAAUCAGUUAUCCCAGCGAUACCGAAACGAUGGGAAGCCGCGCGCAGUCUGUGAUUUGUGACAAAGUGCUAGCCGGCCUGCCGCAGCUCCUCGACGAUUUGCAGAAGUUAUCCGAGGACCAGGACACAGCGGAUGUGCUUUUUAUACUGGGCAUUAACGAGGAUCGCAUCUACGCUCAUCGGAUUAUCUUGAUGGCCAGAUGCAAAUCGUUUCAAACUCAAAAACGUGGAGAGAUUUGCCGAAUCCCUGGCAGCUCAGUGGUUCCGUCUGCGCCCGGAACUCCAACCACCAUCCGAUUGCCGCAUAUCGCAGCAGAUAUUUUUCGCCAAUUCAUUCUUUAUGUUUACACUGCUAAGAUAUUGCUGCAGGACUCAAAAGUUUUUGAAAUGAUGAUACUGGCUCAGGAUCUAGGGGUUGAAGAAUUGAGAAUUGCUUGUGAGGAGCACGUAAAAACAGCAAUGUCCGUGGCCAAUGCAUGUACCUUUCUGGCAGCCGUGAUGGAAAUACAGGAGAAACCUGCAGGAGCCAAAAUCGCGCCUCCUUUCUUGGAUAAGUGCAUCACAUAUAUCGCUGAAAAUGCGUCUGAAUGUUCAAAGACGAACGCAUUUCUCAAUCUUACGAAGGAAGGUCUAAUCCAGGUGAUCUCGUAUGAUAACCUUGGUUUAGAAGAGGAGGACGUCUGGCGAUGCGUACUGGCGUGGGCUAAGAACCAAGCAGGAGUCACACAACCCACCGCCCACUGGACCGAAGAAGAACGUCAACGAGUUUGCCAACAACUGGCACCGGUGAUUUCCCACGUGCGACUCUUUCUCAUCGAUAGCCAGGUGUUUGCGGAAGAAGUUGAACCUACGGGAGCGGUGCCGAUAGAACUUUCGUUGGAACGAUACCGGCGAGCAGCACUUCAUUCGAACAAACUACCACCGGCUGCGAUGCCAAUUCCAGCGGGACCUCUUGGCGAACAUGACAAAAGACUCCAACCACGACUCAUGCUCAAUUUGUUCCACGGUUCAACGAUUUUAAAAAACGACAAAAUACAUUUACAGGGAACAUUGAAUGGUUGGUACGGAGUUCAUAAACAAACGUGGCGGUUGGUCUAUCGAGCCUCAACAAACGGAUUCACUGCUUCAUCCUUCCACAGACAUUGCGAUGGCAUCGCUCCACUGUUCAUAAUAGCUCUGGGAACACAAGGUGCUAUCAGCGGUGGAUUUACAGAUGUGGCAUUUGCUAAAUCAAAUCGCAAAGGAGGAUACAUUCAUUCGGAAAAAGCUUUCCUAUUUGCCUUGAACCAUAAUAAUGAACCACCGACUAAGUAUGACAUUAUCAAGAAACCCUACGCUAUAUGCUAUCAUCCAGAUUGCGGUCCGAUUUUCGGUGCUGGUGCUGAUAUGCUAAUUUCGAACAAUUGCAACGUCAGCAUGGAAUCCUACUCAAAUUUCCCGCAUUCGUACGAUGGACCGAACGCGUCGUUCGGAAAUCUUUUCGGUGAUUACAAUUUUUCGAUAGCUGACUACGAAGUGUUUACGUUGGCUCCGUCAACUGCACCACCAGGUAUUAAAAUCAAACAUGAUCGAUAUCCCUGAGAUUAACGUUUAGGCCGGUAGAAUAAAAUUGAACUGCGAAGCUUUGUUUAAGUAAUAUGACUGAAAUACUGCGAGAAUAGCAUGAUUGAUCUAAACUCAUAGAAUAACUAUUUUGAAACGCAGAAUAUGACCUAAUUUUAUACAUUUUAGAAUUAUUUUCUACUUGUCAA